GGUUUUCAUUAGAUCGUCUCGACACUGACCCCCUGCCCCGCCAUCCAGUAACGUGAAACCAGCCCCUCUGGCAGACGCACCGAGCAGAGCAGCAGCAGUCUGCGCCGCAUCACCAGCUGCUCUGCCGGCUGAGCUGCGCCGCCGCAACACCGCGCCUCCAACUCCGACCUGCGAAAAGUCGACGAAAAGUGCAACCAUGGGCAAGAAGUGACAUUCGCGUGUGUCUGAGAUCUUGUCCAGCAGACUUCAAGGAGUGCCUUUCUUUCCUCCGGGAGGUGUGAUAUCGCAGACAUGGUGCACCUUCCGGACCCUGGAAGCAGCCGGGACUUCGCUUCUCUGUUUGCGGCCGCGCUGCUCAUCCUGCUGGCCGCAGGGACGCAACCAAGCACGGCCUUCCCCUCCUGGAGGUCAGAGGAAGAAGCUUACACCACUGUGUUGCUCGUCGGGAUCCGCAAAGAAGCGCGUUCGCAAGUCCUUCACCUCUCCAGGAACAAACGCUACACCCUCACACCGGAGAUGCUCAAAUGGGACAAAUUCAAGCUGACAUACAAGCUCCUUUCCUAUCCGACAAACUUGAUCAACGCCAGCGACACCCGGAAAGGUAUUGCCAAAGCCUUCAGCAUGUGGAGCGACGUCUCGCCGUUCAGCUUCAGAGAGGUGCCAGCAGACCAGGAGGCCGACAUCAAGAUCGGCUUCUAUCCUGUCAACCACACCGACUGUAUGCAGUCCUACCUGCACCACUGCUUCGACGGAAUAACAGGAGAACUGGCUCACGCCUUUUUCCCACCCACAGGCGAGAUCCACUUUGAUGACGACGAGUACUGGAUUCUAGGAAACAUGCGCUUUAGCUGGAAGAAAGGCGUUUGGCUAACAGACCUGGUCCACGUAGCAACUCAUGAAAUCGGCCACGCCCUCGGCCUCAUGCACUCCAUGGACCCCAAAGCAAUCAUGCACCUGAACGCAACUCUGACAGGACGCAAGCGGAUCACCCAAGAUGAGGUGUGGGGUCUGCAACGUCUCUACGGAUGUUUGGACCGUUUAUUUAUCUGUCCAGCUUGGGCCCGGAAAGGCUACUGCGAGAGCAAGCGAGGGCUGAUGGCAAAGCACUGCCCCUCCAGCUGCGACUUUUGCUAUGAAUUCCCGUUUGCUACUGUGGCUCCCACUCCGAAGCCCCCCAGGACCAAAACCAAGCUUGUCGUGGAGGGAAAGAAGCUCACCUUUCGCUGUGGGAAGAAGAUCGCCUCCAAGAAAGGCAAAGUGUCUUGGUACAAAGAUGGCGAGCUGUUGGAGUUCUCUCACCCCAACUACAUCACUCUGAAGGACGACCACAUUACGAUAGUUGCCAACGCCAUCAACGAGGGUACUUACACCUGCGUGGUGAAGAAAAAAGACAAGGUUCUGACCAACUACUCGUGGAGGGUUCGUGUGCGCUUCUGAAAGCUGUCACAUGGUCUCACUUCCACACCGGCACAUAUUGUGUAUCUUCCACAAAGCUGUAUCAGUUGGUCACUGUGCUUUUUAUAUCAAAACUCGAUCACCACUUUUGUUACAUUUUAAGACUGUGACAGAUUCCUCCUUAUCAGAAGCUACACAGCAGCUCAGCGAUCGGGACAAUACAUUUUUAUUCUAAACUAUUGGUCGAAAGCUUUGUAUUUAUUUGCUGUUUCAUUGUGACAUUAUAAAAUAUCCGGAUGUUUAAAAUGUGCAACAUUAAUAAAAUUGUAACUGAAAAAAGCAAACUAAUCUUGAUGGCUUCUUGAAUAUGUUUUUCAGUACAAGGUGA
Messenger RNA from Synchiropus splendidus (mandarinfish), 1783 nucleotides. RefSeq names its product matrix metallopeptidase 23ba (gene mmp23ba). Gene Ontology annotation, molecular function: metalloendopeptidase activity; zinc ion binding. Gene Ontology annotation, cellular component: extracellular matrix. Bases 292 to 1437 code for a protein of 381 amino acids. Gene Ontology annotation, biological process: extracellular matrix organization; collagen catabolic process; proteolysis. The record is from RefSeq and is a predicted model, not a curated record. The transcript has 8 exons. NCBI's taxonomy places the organism in Eukaryota, Metazoa, Chordata, Actinopteri, Syngnathiformes, Callionymidae.